AUGCCAGCCCCAGGAUCCGGAGCCUCACUUCUUGCUGACGUUUACUUGGAAGACUGCAAUCUAGGAUUCACCCCGCGAUGGGAGUUCCAGCCCGAUCUUGACAUGAUGAGAAUGACGAUCCAAGCCAUCUUUCGCACCGAAAACGUACACAUCAAGCAUUUCGCCGAAGGUUGCUUUAACAAACUCUACGAAGUUCAGGUCAACGAUCAAGCCCCGCUAUUGCUGCGCGUUGCGCUCCCUGUCGAUCCGCAGAACAAGACCAUGAGCGAAGUUGCUACAAUCCAAUGGGUCUCCGCGAUUACAGACCUUCCGAUCCCGAAGGUCAUUCAUUACGAUGCGUCGCGCGAUUCUCCCAUUACUUAUGAAUGGAUCUUGAUGAGCAUGCUCCCGGGCGCGCGGUUGCAGGUCACAUGGCGGCACCUCACUCUUCUCCAAAAGACCGACACCGUCCGCCAGAUCGCAUCUUUCAUAGCAUCUCUCUUUCGUGACAAAUUCGCGACCAUUUGUAACAUCUACCCUCCCGUAUACGAAAGUGGAUUGCCAAGGCCCGGCCCAAUUGUGUCUACUUGCUUCUUCUACGGCCUCAUUAACAAAUCCGACAUUAACCGAGGACCGUUUCGGAACAGCAGCGAGUGGUUUGCAUCACGGCUCGAGGCGACUAAAAGGGAUGCGACAGCGACUAUGGCAAAGUGGUGUGGAAAGGGAAACCUUGACUGUGAUGCGGUCAAAGAGAUCGACGAUGCUGCCCGAACAUUCGGCAUCGCCGAGAGAUUGCUGCAUCUGAUCCGGCGCAUCUUUUCAUUUCACGCUGAAGCAGAGACCACAGUUCUUUACCACGAUGACUUACACGGGAACAACAUUCUUGUCGACGAUGCAGGGAAUAUCACAGGCAUUGUCGACUGGGAGUGUGUGUCCAUCGUCCCCCUGUGGAAAGCAUGCGGCAUCCCCCAAUUCCUCUUUGAACAACCACGAUGGACUGAACCUGAUCGCAGACGAUACCGCCACGAUGCGACCGGCGAGAUUUCCGAAUUAUACUACAAGCAUUUACACCAAUACGAAACCACACGCUUGCGAGAGGUGUUCUUGGGAGAAAUGGAGCGACUUGACCCGCGAUGGAUGGACAUUCACAAAAAGACGCAAUUGCUCAGGGACUUCGACUUUGCCGUGCAGUUUUGCGACGAUGUCGCCGUUUUGAAGCACAUCGUCCAGUGGGCUGAGGCUGUGGAGGCUGGUGGGGAUGUUCCGAGGAUGUGGGAGCUGGUAUGGGCGAAUGCGCUCAAGUAUUGA
Fusarium odoratissimum NRRL 54006 is the source of this 1287-nucleotide messenger RNA. RefSeq lists its product as uncharacterized. The transcript has a single exon. The record is from RefSeq and is a predicted model, not a curated record. Lineage: Eukaryota; Fungi; Ascomycota; Sordariomycetes; Hypocreales; Nectriaceae. Bases 1 to 1287 code for a protein of 428 amino acids.